GAGAAAGGAACAAAGAAAACUGUGUUUAAAGGAUUUUCCACUCUGUUUCUGGUGGCUGGUCCAGAAAGAUGCCUCAGUUCCUGAUUCUCACCUGCCUCUUCAUCACGGUCGCCCCAGUGUCACCCAUGGCCCUAGAUCCCUGUUCUGCUUACAUCAGUCUGAACGAACCCUGGAGGAACACCGACCACCAGUUUGAUGACUCUCAAGGUCAACCCCUUUGUGACAACCAUGUGGAUGGGGAAUGGUAUCGCUUCACGGGCAUGGCGGGAGAUGCUAUGCCCACCUUCUGCAUACCGGAAAACCACUGUGGAACCCAUGCACCUGUCUGGCUCAAUGGCAGCCACCCCAUAGAAAGUGACGGCAUUGUGCAACGCCAGGCUUGUGCCAGCUUCAAAGGGAACUGCUGCCUGUGGAAUACCACGGUGGAAGUCAAGGCCUGCCCUGGAGGCUACUAUGUGUAUCGGCUAACCAGGCCCAGUGUCUGCUUCCAUGUCUACUGUGGCCAUUUUUAUGACAUCUGUAAUGAAGACUGCCAGGGCAACUGUUUAGACACCAGCGAGUGCAUGUGCUCUCCAGGAACGGCGCUGGGCCCUGACGGGCAGACGUGCUUUGAUGAAAACGAAUGUGAGCAGAACAAUGGGGGUUGCAGUGAGAUCUGUGUGAACCUCAAAAACUCACACCGCUGUGAGUGUGGGGUCGGCCGUGUGCUGAGGAGUGAUGGCAAGACCUGUGGAGACAUUGAAGGAUGCCACAAUAACAAUGGUGGCUGCAGCCAUUCCUGUCUUGGGUCUGAGAAGGGUUACCAGUGUGAGUGUCCCCGGGGCUUGGUUCUGUCCGAAGAUAACCACACUUGCCAAGUUCCUGUGCUGUGCAAGUCCAGCACCAUUGAAGUGAGUGUCCCCCGAGAGCUGGUUGGCGGCCUGGAGCUCUUCCUGACCAAUACCUCCUGCCGAGGAGUGUCCAACGGCACCCAUGUGAACAUUGUCUUCUCCCUCAAGACCUGUGGCACAGUGGUUGAUGUGGUGAAUGACAAAAUCGUGGCCAGCAACCUGGUGACAGGGCUGCCCAAGCAGACGCCCGGGAGCAGCGGGGACAUCAUCGUUCGGACCAGCGAGCUGCUGAUCCCGGUGACCUGCGAGUUCCCGCGCCUCUACACCAUCUCCGAAGGCUACGUGCCCAACCUGCGCAGCGCCCCGCUGGAGCUCCAGGGCCGCAACCACGGCGUCUUUCCCUUCACGCUGGAGAUCUUCAAGGACCACGGCUUCGAAGAGCCGUACCGGGAGGCGCUGCCCACGCUCAAGCUGCGCGACUCCCUCUACUUCGGCAUCGAGCCCCUGGUGCACGUGAGCGGCCUGGAGAGCCUGGUUGAGAGCUGCUUCGCCACGCCCACCGCCAAGAUCGACGAGAUCCUCAAGUACUACCUGAUCCAGGAUGGCUGUGUUUCUGAUGACUCAGUGAAGCAGUACUCAUCCAGGGAUCACCUAGCAAAGCACUUCCAGGUCCCUGUCUUCAAGUUUGUGGGCAAAGAUCACAAGGAAGUGUUUCUGCACUGCCGGGUCCUUGUCUGUGGGGUGCUGGAUGAGCGUUCCCGCUGUGCCCAAGGGUGCCACCGGCGAGUGCGUCGUGAGGUAGGGGAAGAAGAGGACUCUGCCAGUCUGCAGAGUCAGACCCUGACAGGCGGCCCCAUCAGCAUCGACUGGGAGGACUAGUCCCUGCUUCCUGUCUCCUUUCUGGGGCUUCUCCCUGUCUCCUCUAAGAACAUCAAAGAAGUUCCUAGAACACCUGACAUCUUUGAACCACAUUCUGUGAGUUUAGAUACCUGGAAAUGACUCACUGGUUCUGGUCCCUGGGUUGGUACAGGUCACAGCACUGCUGGCCCACAUGGCCACAUGGACCUCGGCUUCCCCAUGUGGAGAGCUAAGCUGUCCACACAGAAGGAAGCUUGCCUCAUCUCCAUGUCUUUCCUACAAUGAAAUACCUCAUUUAUGAUGCAAUAGGACACUGAAAUGAGAAGCUGGGUAUAAGAUUCCAAGUUAAAAGACCUAAACAAACAGAGGGUAGAGAAAUGGCUGGGCAGUUAAGAGCACUGGCUGCUCUUGCAGAGGACCUGGGUUUGGUUCUCAGCACUCACAUGGUGGCUAACAACCAUCUGUAACCCAAUUCCAGGGGAUCUGACAUCCUCUUCUGGCCUCUGCAGGGGAUUCCUAAACUCUGACACAGAAUACUUAUAGGAGAUUUGAAAGUUUAUCAAUAAAAUAAUGUACACGAAAAUAUAUUUGGUUAACUGUUACAUAAUACUUUAUGUAUGUAUGCUUUAAAUGAAAUGUUUUCACCUAAAAAUAACUUCAGUGGCACGCAUAUAAGUGGUUCAAUGACUGAAUAUAAACAAAAUUAAAUUGUGGCCCCAUUGCCCUGUGCAUUCGGUUUCUGUGCCCCUGACAAGGUAAGAUAAUAAGACAUACCAUAUUCUUAUUUUGCAGGUGCUGAAUACAUUUUAUUGAAAUAAAUAUCAUAAACCACAAAGAUAAA
This is a messenger RNA of Nannospalax galili (Upper Galilee mountains blind mole rat), 2529 nucleotides long. RefSeq names its product oncoprotein induced transcript 3 (gene Oit3). The record is from RefSeq and is a predicted model, not a curated record. Lineage: Eukaryota; Metazoa; Chordata; Mammalia; Rodentia; Spalacidae. The transcript has 9 exons. The coding region runs from base 69 to 1709 and encodes 546 amino acids. Gene Ontology annotation, molecular function: calcium ion binding.